Molecule: messenger RNA, 1491 nt
Organism: Fonsecaea erecta
Lineage: Eukaryota; Fungi; Ascomycota; Eurotiomycetes; Chaetothyriales; Herpotrichiellaceae
Exons: 1
Coding region: 1-1491 (496 amino acids)
Molecular function (GO): hydrolase activity, acting on carbon-nitrogen (but not peptide) bonds
Source: RefSeq, a predicted model, not a curated record
AUGGGCUCAAUCGGUAAUACACAAGCAAACGGCGUCCGCGAUCUGCUCGCAGAUUUGCCCCCGUACACGCCCACUCCAGCAGACAUCGCCAUCGACAACCACAAAGACGGGGAUAAGGGCAAGAUCCUGUUCAAGAAUGUCAACAUCUUCGACUCCACGGGCUCAGACAUGUAUCCGGGGGACGUGCUGAUCGAGGGUGAACGGAUCAAAGAGGUCGGCAAGGUCAAUUUUACCCCUGACGACGACACGCUCGUCAUCGACGGCAAGGGCACCAAGACGCUCAUGUCAGGUCUGUGCGACUCGCACACACAUCUGAGCUGGAACAACUCGCCGACACUGGACGGCCUGACCAGUCUCGGGCUAGAAGAGCACGUCCUCCACACAGCUCAGUCCGCAAAGACGUACAUCGACUGUGGCUACACCAUGUGCUUCGGAGCGGCUUCGGCACAAGAACGCCUAGAUAUCGUCAUCAAGCAGGCCAUCAAGUCCGGUAUGAUCCCCGGGCCUCGAACGCUGGCCAACUGCCAGGAAAUCACGACCACCGGCGGAGCAAUCAUCCCGAGCAUAAGUCACCACGCCGAUGGGGAGGAUGCGAUGCGAAAGACCGUGCGACAUUUCGUCGAGCUCGGCGCUGAUAACAUCAAACUGAGCAUGACCGGCGACUAUGUACAUCCGACCAUGGGCGCCACCGAGACCUACUUCACCCUGAAGGAGACGAGAGCCGCCGUGGAGGAAGCCCACAACCGGGGGAAGAGAGUCUGUGCCCACGCACGGUCGGCGGCCUCGGUGAAGCUCUGCUGUCAGACGGGGGUGGACGUGGUGUACCAUGCCUCAUUUGCAGAUGAAGAAGGGCUGAACAUGCUCGAAGCCCUCAAAGACCGCGUCUUCGUGGCUCCGGCCAUCAACUUCCCGUACAACACGUGCUCGGGGGACGCCGUGCCGUACGGGAUGACGCCGGAGAUGGCCAAGAAGAAGGGGCUGGUGGAAGAGGUCGACCUGGCCUGCAAGGCGAUGCGUGAGCUGCACCGACGAGGCGUGCGCGUACUGCCCGGAGGCGACUACGGGUUCGCGUGGGCGCCGCACGGCACGUACGCACGCGACCUGGCGCACUUCGUCAACCUGUUCGGGUACACGCCCAAGGAGAGCCUGCUGGCGGCGACGGCGCUGGGCGGCGAGAUCAUGGGCCACCCGGAGGAGCUGGGGAAGGUGGCGCCGGGCUACUAUGCGGACGUGAUCCUGGUGGACGGGAACCCGCUCGACGACAUCGAGGUCUUGCAGGACACCUCGAAGCUGCACGCCAUCGUCAUCAACGGCCACGUGCACAAGAACGUCGCCGUGGCCGGGGCGGACGGCCAGAGCAUCACCGCCGACGGCCUGAACAACAAGCGCACCAUCUACACCAACCUGCCGCUCGUGCCGGAGAAGGAGCAGCGGAAGAUGCAAGCCGACGCGCAGCAGCACGGCAUUGGGGCUGAGCCGCAGGCGGUUUGA